CCUCGCUCUUCCCCCUUGGGGCGCCUUGGGGAGAAGUGGGGGGGUCCCCAGGGCGCCAGGGAGAGGGUGCCCAAGGGGGGGAAGACCCCCAAGGCAGGGAACAUCCUCCCCCUUCCUCUCUGUUCUUCCCACCAGACCCUCCUUUGCAUCUGGCACAGCCUUUUCCCCUACAAACUGCUGCUCCUCCUCUCUGCCUGCCAAGGGGGUCCCACCCUCCCCAGAAGGAAGCCUCUGUCUGUGGGCUCCUGCUCUCCAUAAAAGGAGGAACUGGGUGCGCUCUGUCCCACAAGGGCUCAAAGGAACUAAGAUGGAUUCCUAGAGAGGUGAGGGCAGAAAGUGGGCCAGGUCCCCCGAAGCCAACGACCCUCCGUCCUUGAAAGGGGAGGGGUUGCUUUCUUCUCUCCUUAGCCAGAGCUGCCUAUGUGCCCCUUCUGGGGUCCACAGAGUCUCCUCUCUCUUCCCCCCUUGAGGUGCCUUGCAGAGAAGGGAGGUCCCAGGGCUGUAGGAUGAAGGUGCAUGAGGGGGGCAGAGACCCCCAAAUCAGGAAGCUUUCCCUGCGCCCUCAACAAACUAGAAGUGUGCAUGCACACGAAAGCUCAUACCAAAAUAAAAACUUAGUUGGUCUUUAAGGUGCUACUGAAGGAAUUUUUUUAUUUUGUUUCGACUCCACGGCUACGUACCUGUAACUAUGAUUCCCAUGAUUAGUUUGAAGGAAGCCAGGACUCUUUAAAGUGGCCUCAUCCUGCUUUGCAGAUGCAGCCGGGGGUUUGCCAGCAGCUCUAAUUUGGACUAGCAGAACUUUGCAGAAGAAAAAAGGGACUCCUUCUGAUCUCUCGGAGGCUUCCUGAGAGCACAGAUGGAUGAGCAAGACUCGCCUGGACCUAAAGCAGGAAGAGGCCAGGCCACUGAAGAUGGGAGCAGUGGGGGAUUCUCUGAAAAAACUGUGCAGAAGUUCCUGGGUGAAGAGAACACCCUCUGCUCAGAUAUGCAGAGCCAGCAGCUCAGGCAGUUCUGCCACCAGGAGGCUGAAGGACCCCGUGAGGUUUGCAGCCGACUUUACCACCUUGUCUGUCAGUGGCUGAAGCCAGAAAGGCACACGAAAGCUGAGAUGCUGGACCUGGUGAUCUUAGAGCAGUUCCUGGCUGUCCUUCCACCCGAGAUGGAGAGCUGGGUGAGGGAAUGUGGAGCAGAGACCAGUUCUCAAGCAGUGGCCCUGGCUGAAGGUUUCCUCCUGAAUCAGGCAGUGGAGAAAAAGGAGACAGAGCAGCAGGUUAAGGUUCUGUUAGCAGAAAUGGGUCCUAAUUCCUCUGAGGCAGCGAGGACUCCGAUGGACACUAGGGAGAGACCACUAGGUGACAGGAUGAUGCUGGCAAGACCUCCUCAUCCGUCUUUUCAUGGUGGCGAAGGGGAAGCAGCGGCUAUGGAAGCAGAUCAGGGCCCAGUGUGCUUUGAGGAUGUCACUGUUCAUUUCACGGACAAGGAGUGGGCGUUGCUGGAUCCUGACCAGAGAGCUCUGCAUAAGGAGGUCAUGGAGGAGAAUCGUGGACUCCUGGAUUCUCUGGGUGGUGAUGAAUUGGAAAUUAAUAACAAAGGGGAACUCGAAGGAAUCCACACAGUAGAGAAACCAUAUAAAUACUUGGUGGGUGAAAAGAACUUUAAUGAGAGCUCCAAUUCCACUUUUAAUCAAAGAAAUCCAAUUGGGAAAAAAACCUAUCAGUGCUUAGAAUGUGGAAAGAACUUCAGUCACAGCGUAUCUCUCAAUUCCCAUCAAAGAAUUCAUACAGGAGAGAAACCCUAUCAGUGUUUGGAAUGUGGAAAGACUUUCAGAAAGAGCUCAGAUCUCACUUCCCAUCAAAGAAUUCAUACAGGGGAGAAACCCUAUCAGUGCUUGGAAUGUGGAAAGAGCUUCAGACACAGUAGCCAUCUCAUUUCCCAUCAACGAAUUCAUACAGGGGAUAAACCCUUUCAGUGCUUGGAAUGUGGAAAGAGCUUCAAUCAGAAGAGUAGUCUCACUUCCCAUCAAAGAAUUCAUUCAGGGGUGAAACCCUAUCAGUGCUUGGAAUGUGGAAAGAGCUUCAGUCACAACGUAUCUCUCAUUUCCCAUCAAACAAUUCAUACAGGGGAGAAACCCUAUCAGUGCUUAGAAUGUGGAAGAAGCUUCAGUCACAAUGCCUCUCUCACAUCCCAUCAAAGAAUUCAUACAGGGGAGAAACCUUAUCAGUGCUUGGAAUGUGAAAAGUGCUUCAAUCAGAAGAGUAGUCUUACUUCCCAUCAAAGAAUUCAUACAGGGGAGAAACCCUAUCAGUGCUUGGAAUGUGGAAAGAGCUUCAGUCACAAAACAUCUCUCACUUCUCAUCAAAGAAUUCAUACAGGGGAGAAACCCUAUCAGUGCUUGGAAUGUGGAAAGUACUUCCGUCACAACACAUCUCUCACUUCCCAUCAAAGAACUCACAGUGGAGAUAAACCCUAUCCAUACUACGAAUGUGGAAAGAGCUUCUGCCAGAGCACCCAUCUCACUUCCCAUCAAAGAAUUCAUACAGGAGAGAAAUGCUAUCAGUGUUUGGAAUGUGGAAAGACCUUUAGAAGGAGUGACUCUCUCACUUCCCAUCAAAGGAUUCAUACAGGGGAGAAACCCUAUCAGUGCUUGGAAUGUGGAAAGAGCUUCAGUCAGAGCAGCAAUCUCACUUCCCAUCAAAGAAUUCAUACAGGAGAGAAAUGCUAUCAGUGUUUGGAAUGUGGAAAGAGCUUUAGUCGGAGAGACUCUCUCACUUCCCAUCAAAGAAGUCAUACAGGGGAGAAACCCUAUAAGUGCUUGGAAUGUGGAAAGAGCUUUAGUCGGAGAGACUCUCUCACUUCCCAUCAAAGAAGUCAUACUGGGGAGAAACCCUAUCAGUGCUUAGAAUGUGGAAAGACCUUCAGUCAGAGUAGCAAUCUUACUUCCCAUCAAACAAUACAUACAGGGGAGAAACGCUAUCAAUGCUUGGAAUGUGGAAAGACCUUCAGUCGAAGCGACUCUCUCACUUCCCAUCAAAGAAUUCAUAGUGGGGAGAAACCCUAUCAAUGCUUGGAAUGUGGAAAGAGCUUCAGUCAGAGCACCCAUCUCACUUCCCAUCAAAUAAUUCAUACAGGGGAGAAACCCUAUCAGUGCUUCGAAUGUGGAAAGAGCUUCAGUCAGAGCGCCUCUCUCAUUUCCCAUCAAAGAAGUCAUACAGGGGAGAAACCCUAUCAGUGCUUCGAAUGUGGAAAGCACUUCAGUCAGAGCAACCAUCUCACUUCCCAUCAAAGAAUUCAUACAGGGGAGAAACCCUAUCAGUGCCUGGAAUGUGGAAAGAGCUUCAGUCAGAAGAAUAAUCUCACUUCCCAUCAAAGAAUUCAUAGUGGAGAGAAACACUUUCAGUGCUUGGAAUGUGGAAAGAGCUUCAGUCACAGCUACAAAUUCACUUCCCAUCAAAGAACUCACAGUGGGGAUAAACUCUAGCAAUUGCUGUGUAGUAAUUUUAUUUUAGGAGACUUUAAUUUCUAUCCCAGCAGUGUGUAUCUGAAGAAGUGUGCAUGCACAUGAAAGCUCAUACCAAUGACAAACUUAGUUGGUCUCUAAGGUGCUGCUGGAAGGAAUUUUUUUAUUUUGUUUUGACUACAUCAGACCAACAUGGUUACCUACCUGUAACUAUCCCAAUAGUGUUCUUGUGCUUCUUCAACCCAGCGGAGAAGUCAGCCUUGCCUCUCAAAGCUAUUGAGUGCAAACCCAUUGCCCAAUAUUAUUCAACUACAUAUCCAGAUCUGCAAGGUGGAAGUCAUUGGCCAAGGUGUUGAAUUCAGGCUUUUAUUUGUGGGAAGGUUCUGUCUAGAAAUCUCUUGCUACUCUUCUUCAAUCCUUCAAAGUACUGUACUUAAGCGCAUGCCAGGAGCAAAGAAUUGCAUCCACGAGGGAGAAACGAUUCUCUGUGUAUUAUACAUCAAUGGCUGUUGGAAACAGCAGUAAGCAGUGUUUGUUUGCUUCAGCCAAAUCCAGUUUUUAUCUGCACACAUAUGAUACAUGGUGCGACGAAAGUCCUUUACUUUCCGUCUUAUAACUCUGACCUCUCAAUUAUUAAAAGCACUAACAGGGAUUUCUGAGGUAAAUCAAACCUCCCACUUAUCCCUCUAGCCUUUCUUUAAACCCUCUAGCACUUGUGGGUUUUCAAAAAUAAAAGAGAGUCCUCUUCCAGCCUAAACGUGACCAGGUACCUAUAUAGACUUGGGGCUAUAAAUAAGACUGUUCCUAUGUGCACUCAGAUAAGGGUUUCCCUUCACUAGAAACUCCCUUACUGUAAAGCUAGCCUCCUUCCUGGGGUAACUUUAUUGUCGCUCAGAACCUGUCUCCUCCUUUAGCCCCCCCCCCUUUCUUGGUGCACUCUCAGCCACAAACUAACCUUUCUCCUCUAAAAGGCAGUUUUGACAGUUUAAAAGAGUUCCCCACCACCUGGGUUCCUGGGUACCUUAGCUGGAAAAUGAAAUAGACGAUUACUAAUGUGACACUUUAAAGAUGGAUAUUUAUUGGCUUGAAUCUUAAUGGUUGCUUUCUGGUAGCAUUGGUACGAACUUAAUUUCACAGGUAACGUUUCUUAGUAAUCAAAUAACAGAAUACCUAUCAACUAAACUAUUAUUAUUAUUACUUCAUCUACUCUAAGUCUACCUUCUCCAAAACCACCCAAGCUCCCCACACAGAAAACCCUCAACCGCCAACUAACUGCUGCACAUCAAAUUUUUUAAAACCUCAGCAGUCCCUCCUCCAGCGGAAUGUUGCUGCCAGUCACCAGGGAGACUGGGUUAACCUUUCAAGUGGCCUGCUUGGAGAAACAAAAUACAACAGAACCUUUCUUUAAAAACAAACAAACAUGUCACACAUGGAAAGAGACUUGCGGUAGGUUGAAGAGAUAUUAAGAGCAAUGAGACUCACCCGAGUGGCAACGUCUGAGCUAGUUUGAAUCAUUCAUGUGUAGUCUUAUAAAUCAUUUAAUGUGUUAACACAAACAGAAUUUAUUAAUACUGUAGUUGUACAAGGGAUUAUUAUGAUGACUGUAAUGUAAUUGAAAAUAAUAGGAUUUUGGAAUGCUGAAGUAAAUAAAAUCAUAAAACCAUCAAUUCUAGCACGCGCGGGGCCAUCUAAAUUAUAUAAUUCGUAUUUGAACAAUGGUAUUAGUAAUUGUAUUAUACUGUAAAUUGGUAUUGUUAUAAAUGAGGCUAUUUCUGGAAUGUAAUUGUGAGGGACAGGGGAUAUCGGGAGGUCCCUCCCAUCUUGAGCUCCAGCCCAUCUCCGAGCGCUGGGGAAAGCAGGGAGAGUUCCGACUCAAGUGGAGAAGCAGGUAGUGGUGUCCGAGGCUCAGGCAAGGUAGCAGAGCCACUGGCCAAGGUGGGACAGGAAGGGGGGAGCAAGGGGGGAAGGCCAAUCCCACCGACUCCGGAAUUGCGCAAGAAACGUAGGGGGAAGAGGCUGGGUCUCCCCAAGCUUUUAUGCUGGAGGAGAACGCGCCAAUCUCCAUUCGGAGGUACUGAAGAAGACUGAUAAGAUGUGUCAAUCUCUGUAAAUAGCACUGCCUUUAGCACUGUAAAUACACAGCACCAAUAAAAGAAUAAAAUGCAGAGCUGUGUGGAGUCGUUACUCUGAAGUAGCCCACCCAGGCCACUGUGACAGCUACCUCCGAAUCUUUUUUUGGGCUACUUUGGAGUUGCCGGAAUGAGCGCGCAAGAGGCGGAGAAAUGGCGGCAGCUCGCGGAGCAAGCCCAGCAGGAGCUGCAGCAACUGGCGGUGCAGGCACAGGGAGAAUUAAAAGCGGCCAAAGAGGAAACGCGGAAAAGCCAGGAGGAGAGGCAGAAUCUCCUUGACCAGGUGAGAUCGCUACAGGAAAAAGAGCAGCAGUUAAGAACGCUAGCAGUGGAGCUCCAAAACAAGUUGGAUGCAGAGAAAAACAAGGGCGGGGGGGGGGCAACUCCAAGUGCUGCCGGGAAGGAGAGCGGGGACCCUAGUAAGCAAGUUCAACGGGGACCCAAGGGAAUAUCAGGGCUUUGAGACAGAUAUUGUAUGCCCUUGAGCUGCACAAUGAUGAGUUCCCUGAUGAUGCGCACAGAGUAGCGUUUAUAGUGGAACAUCUGACCGGACCAGCAAGGGAGUGGCUCAGACCGUUAAUCGCGGCAACAAACCCUUGCAUGAAGAAUGUCAAAUUAUUUCUAGAAGCUUUAAAAGUAAUGUAUGCAAGUGACAGUCAUAUGGACCAUACCAAAGAGGAACUUCAUAAUUUACGCCAGGGGAAAAUGACAGUUCGCGAAUAUUGGGCUAAAUUCACCAUGCUGGUGCACAGGCUGGGGUGGGAACUUCACUCGCCUCCGAUGGAAGCUGCGUUCUAUUUGGGAUUGCAUCCUGAUGUGAAGGAUGAGCUCUCGAGAGGUCCGAAGCCCAAUAAUAUGGAUGAGUUGAGUAAAGCGGCUCUGGCGGUGGGGGUGAGGCAGGAAUCUCGGUGGAACGACAAGCAGACAACGCGCGCAACACAGCCUUGGUUCCCACGGUCGCAGGAGAAGCCACUCCCCCUACAGCCAUCCCAGGCCACGCCUGGGGCCGGGGCAGACCAGGAACCCAUGCAAAUUGAUAGCGCGCGCGCGGGGGCUUUUCAAACCCCAGCGGCGCCAAGACGCAAGGAGGGAAGGGGCGGGAACUGCUUCCUCUGCAACUCCCCUCAGCAUCUCGUCAGAAACUGCCCCCACCGCAGGGAAUGGCAAGGGAGGGCAGGAACGGUUGUGCCCUCCCCCACUGACGCAGCACCACAGCAGGGAAACAAGACAGCCUGGCUGCAGGAGACAAGGGGCAGCAGCCAGGCGCAAU
Molecule: messenger RNA, 6856 nt
Organism: Zootoca vivipara (common lizard)
Lineage: Eukaryota; Metazoa; Chordata; Lepidosauria; Squamata; Lacertidae
Source: RefSeq, a predicted model, not a curated record